AUGAAGAGUAUCAGCUUAAGAAGACUCACAUUUAUGCUUUUGGUAGCAUUUCUGGUGUGGUCUUCAAGUAUAGAAACCUGCAUUGCUCGAAAAGGCAAGCAUUGGAGGCAGACAAGACAUGCUGCUGCAGUUUCACUGUUUAAGAAAACAAAAGAUAGUCACGGUCAAGGUCAUCACAAUUACCAUAAUGGAGGAUCCGAGCCUAAAUCCCCUCCGCAUAAAUCUACUCCGCCGUCUCCAAAGGCUAAAGUUCCUCCACCUCCUAAGCCUAAAGUGAAAGUCCCUUUGACUCCGCCGCCACAGAAAGGGAAGCAGUCUAAGGUCUUCGACGUGCUGCAUUUUGGUGCCAAGGGUGAUGGGAAACUGAUGACACCAGUUUAUUGUGGCACUCAUCUAUUCUCUGUUUAUGGUGCAAAGCAGGCAUUCCAAGCCGCAUGGGCAGCUGCGUGUAAGGUGGAAGCAUCGACAGUAGUUGUUCCGGCCGAAUCCAUCUUCCUAGUAGGACCCAUUUCGUUCUCCGGUCCUUACUGUCAAGCAAACAUUGUAUUUCAGCUGGACGGUACAAUUAUUGCUCCGACAGAUUCUCAACCAUGGGGCAAAGGUAUAUUACAAUGGCUUGAAUUCACAAAGCUGAAAGGCAUAACAGUUCAGGGAAAAGGUAUUAUUGAUGGAAGAGGAUCAGGGUGGUGGCAAGAUGCACCAUAUGAAGAUCCAUAUGAUGAUGAAGAAAAACUCAUAAUCCCAUUAAACAGAACAGUUCAAGAAAGGCCACCGAUGCCGAUCAGAAAUGAACUCAAUGGGAAAAUGCCAAACAUCAAACCAACUGCACUAAGGUUUUAUGGGAGCUUUAAUGUGACAUUCACCGGCAUAACCAUUCAAAACAGUCCCCAAUUCCAUCUGAAGUUUGAUAAUUGCAUUGGAGUUGUGGUGCACGAUAUGGCCAUCUCAUCUCCGGGGACAGUCCUAAUACAGAUGGAAUCCACCUACAGAACUCCAAGGAUGUGCUAAUUCAUGGCACUAAUCUUGCCUGCGGAGACGAUUGUAUUUCGAUACAAACAGGAUGCUCAAACAUAUACAUUCACAAUGUGAACUGUGGACCAGGGCAUGGAAUCAGCAUUGGAAGCUUGGGGAAGGAUAAUACAAAAGCCUGUGUCUCAAACAUUACUGUCCGAGAUAUUAUCAUGCAUAACACAAUGAAUGGUGUCAGAAUAAAGACAUGGCAGGGGGGAUCGGGCAAUGUUCAGGGGGUUCUGUUCUCAAACAUUCAAGUUUCUGAGGUCCAACUUCCAAUUGUGAUUGAUCAAUUUUAUUGUGACAAAAGAACAUGUAAGAACCAAACGGCUGCAGUCUCUCUAUCGGGAAUCACCUAUGAAAGAAUAAGAGGAACAUACACAGUAAAGCUGUACACUUAGCCUGCAGUGACAGCCUUCCAUGUAUAGGCGUCACUUUAUCUUCCAUUCAGCUGAAGCCUCUGCAGGAAAGCUACCA
Hibiscus syriacus is the source of this 1488-nucleotide messenger RNA. Its product is annotated as polygalacturonase At1g48100-like. Gene Ontology annotation, molecular function: polygalacturonase activity. The coding region runs from base 1 to 1008 and encodes 335 amino acids. Gene Ontology annotation, biological process: carbohydrate metabolic process. The transcript has 7 exons. NCBI's taxonomy places the organism in Eukaryota, Viridiplantae, Streptophyta, Magnoliopsida, Malvales, Malvaceae. The record is from RefSeq and is a predicted model, not a curated record.